Manis javanica (Malayan pangolin) is the source of this 491-nucleotide messenger RNA. The record is from RefSeq and is a predicted model, not a curated record. NCBI's taxonomy places the organism in Eukaryota, Metazoa, Chordata, Mammalia, Pholidota, Manidae.
AUGCCGCCAUCCUGGCUCCGCCCCAAGAGAAUGUUAUUUUUAACAAUAAAUUCGAGCUCAACUGGUAGAACAGCAAAAAUGCCUAGAGCAGCAAAUGGAGAUGCGAGUUCAGCUUCUCCAGGACCUGCAAGAUUUUUUCCAGAAAAAAGCCGAAAUUGAGACGGAAUAUUCUCGGAACCUAGAGAAGUUAGCAGAAAGGUUCAUGGUGAAGACAAGAAGCACGAAGGAUCAUCAGCAGUACAAGAAAGACCAGAACUUGUUGUCUCUGGUGAACUGCCUGUAUUUGCUCUUGAACCAAGUGAGGAGGGAAAACAGAGACCAUGUGACCCUGAGUGACAUCUAUCUGAACAACGUCAUCAUGCGGUUCAUGCAGAUCAGUGAGGAUUCCACCAGGAUGUUCAAAAAGAGCAAAGAGAUUGCAUUCCAACUUCAUGAGGAUUUAGUGAAGGUUCUUAACGAUCUGUAUACGGUAAGCACAUCCUCCUUCUUUU